Leptosomus discolor (cuckoo roller) is the source of this 284-nucleotide messenger RNA. Lineage: Eukaryota; Metazoa; Chordata; Aves; Leptosomiformes; Leptosomidae. The record is from RefSeq and is a predicted model, not a curated record.
AUGGAGGGUAGCGGGCAGCACCCGGCCCCCGCUGCCCAAAAAAAAACCCAGGGUGAGUGCCUGCAGCUCCUGCUGCGUCGCAGCCGGGAGGCCAAAAACUGCGCCUAUUGCCCCUACAGCCGCUUCCCGGUGGGCGCCGCCCUGCUCACCGCCGGUGGGGAGAUCUUCUCCGGGUGCAACGUGGAGAACGCCUGCUACAGCCUGGGGGUGUGCGCCGAGCGCACCGCCAUCCAGAAAGCCGUCUCGGAGGGGCACACCAGCUUCAGGGCCAUGGCCAUCGCCAG